UGUUGUGCAUCGGAGACCACCGAUCAUAGUUUUUCAAGAGCUCCUAUCGAUCAGUUUACAACUAUCAUCAUCAGUGACAAUGAUAAAGGUGGUAUUAUACUCAUCGCUUGUGGCUUUGGUUGCUGCCCAAGCUUUUGUUCCAGCGGGACGACCCCCAGCACCAUUCCCAUCGCCAGAAUAUUUCCAGUACCCUGGUCCAAUCCAGACGCCUUUGACUCCGUUCAACGUCGUUCCGGACGGAUACUAUGGAUUCAAUCCCUACCAGGCAGCAUUCGCACCAGCAGUUCCUCCUCAAUUCGCCAUCCCGAAUCAACCGAUUCCUGUCAACAGUGGAGCGUCUCCUCAAACUCAAUUCAUAAAUCCAAAGGUGCCUCAAGUCGGUUACCCCGCGUUUCUACCUCCUCAAUUUGUACCACCGUUUCCACCACAGCAGUUCUUCCCACCUGCUACUGCUAACCCAAAUCAACCGGCUAUCGCACAACGUGGCCGUCCAUUCUCGGAUGCAACCGCCGUUUCGUUUACCAACUUUCAAGCCGGUCAGAAUCAAACGCUCGUAGGUGUUACCCAUGGGCAAGGUGUUAACGGGGGGGCCACACGGCAAGUUUCCUCAGCUAACAAUCCAGCAGGGGCAAGCUACGGGCCUGGUUUUAUCCAAUACGCACCAGCCACCGUCAAUCCGGCGUCAGCGGGCCGAACGCUGAAUCCAGCUGCUGUCCCAUCGACUCCUCGAGGUUUUCCAAGCAGUGCCAGUAGCUGAUUGAUUUUAGUUGGUCAAAACAAUUCCCUCCAGUGAAUUGAACAAAAGUAAUUAAAUUAGUUCCUGUAGAAUCAUUUACAUACCAAACCCGCUUUUGGGGCAAUUAAGUUUACACAUCUUAGCUCAUAGAACGAAACUUCAACCUGUACAAAAUGAGAAAAAAACAGAAUCGCCGCUGGCGCAAUCCACUAUGCCAUGUUCGGGCGAAGGAAGUGUUUUUAUAUGUUCAUAUAUGCCAACAGAUACGAUACUUACAAUAAAAUGAAUACCA
Molecule: messenger RNA, 1028 nt
Organism: Wyeomyia smithii (pitcher-plant mosquito)
Lineage: Eukaryota; Metazoa; Arthropoda; Insecta; Diptera; Culicidae
Exons: 2
Coding region: 80-757 (225 amino acids)
Source: RefSeq, a predicted model, not a curated record